AUGUCGGCCCUCACACACUUUGACGCCCUGCCGCUGCAGAUGGACGCGCAGUCCAAGGCCAUCACGUCAGCGAGCUCGAACCGCGCGCUGACGACGGAGCUCGAGGCGCUGAACACGCUGCACCGGACGCUGCUGGGCCUCGAGACGCCGCACGGCAUCCCGCCGCCGCCGGUGCCCGUGAACCCGAAGCGCAGCGCCGGCGUGGCCAAGCUGCGCGACAGCGGCAACGGCGAGUUCCGCAAGGGCAAGUUCCCCGAGGCCAUCAAGUUCUACACGCUCGGCAUCCAGAUGGCGCUGCAGCGGCCGCCGUGGGAGCCCAACCAGCUCGUGCGCGAGGAGGUCGCCGGGCUCUACGCCAACCGCGCGCAGGCGCACAUGGCGCUGACGCAGUGGGCCGAGGGCAGCGUCGACGCCGAGGCGAGCGUCGAGGCGCGCAAGGUCGGCAACGCCAAGGCCUGGUGGCGCCGCGGCCGCUGCCUGCAGGAGAUGGGCCGCCUCGAGGAGGCGCGCGAGUGGGUGCGCCGCGGCCUCGGCAUGGAGGGCGAGGAGGCCGAGCUCGUCGCGCUGCUGAGGGACAUCGAGACGCGCAUCGCCAAGGGCUCCAAGGCUUAG
Verticillium nonalfalfae is the source of this 612-nucleotide messenger RNA. RefSeq lists its product as uncharacterized. NCBI's taxonomy places the organism in Eukaryota, Fungi, Ascomycota, Sordariomycetes, Glomerellales, Plectosphaerellaceae. Bases 1 to 612 code for a protein of 203 amino acids. The transcript has a single exon. Gene Ontology annotation, molecular function: protein binding. The record is from RefSeq and is a predicted model, not a curated record.